Messenger RNA from Mustela erminea (ermine), 2097 nucleotides. It is a transcript of the gene C1RL, whose product is annotated as complement C1r subcomponent like. The record is from RefSeq and is a predicted model, not a curated record. Gene Ontology annotation, molecular function: serine-type endopeptidase activity. Lineage: Eukaryota; Metazoa; Chordata; Mammalia; Carnivora; Mustelidae. Gene Ontology annotation, biological process: zymogen activation. Gene Ontology annotation, cellular component: blood microparticle.
AAGACAUCUCGUGCUAUAACUCUGAGCCCCGGACGUGCGCAAAACUUCUAGAUGGAGCUGGAGUCCACGACAGGACGUGACCCUGGGCCAGCUAACAAGGAUUCACCCUGCAUCUGCCUGCUUUCCCCCCCACCCCCUUCCAUUUCACAUUGCUGCCCGGGGUUGGGGGUGCUGCUCAGAGCUGGUGUCCCAGGUCAGAGGGAGUGCGCGUCCUCAGGGAGCAGGCUGUUGCUCACUUUCCACAUACCUGCCUCCUUUGAGGACAGAACCCUGUGCCUCCACAAGGGCUUUGCAACCCUUAGCAAGCUAUGGGUGAGUGUCUCUCCUGGGGGAACAAUGAGAGCGGGCUCUGUCCCCUGCCAUGGCCUCUAGUAUUUGUCUAAAGAAGUUUGAGUCUGGAACUGACAGGGGCUGUGGGCAGGAUUCAAAGACUACCUAAGCAAAUGCCCUCACCCAUGCUGAGAGAGGAAGACGGAGCAGCUCAAGGUCACAGAUCACAAACUUCAAUUUCUACAAGACGCAGUCCGCUAACAUCAAUGAAUGCAGGUCCUUCCCCAGCCCCACCUCCUGUUCCCUGGCGCGGGCCACGUCCUCUUGCUGGUCCCAGAUGUCCAAUUCCAGAUGCCUGGCUCGGAGUGGGGAAAUGACCACUGGAGAAGCCCCCACUCCACAAGCUGCCCGGGCAAGAUGUGGUGGCUACUCCUCUGGGGAGUCCUCCAGGCUUGCCCCACGCAGGGCUCCGUGCUCUUGGCCCAGCAGCUACCCCAGCAGCUGACAUCGCCCGGGUAUCCAGAGCCCUAUCCCAGAGGCCAAGAGAGCACCACUGACAUCGAGGCUCCAGAGGGCUUUGCCGUGAGGCUUGUGUUCCAGGACUUCGACCUGGAGCCAUCCCAGGACUGUGAGCAGGACUCUGUCACAAUCACAGCCAGCGGGAUGGAUCCAAGCCGGUUCUGUGGGCAGCAGGGUUCCCCACUGGGCAGCCCUCCUGGUCAGAUGGAGUUUGUAUCCCCAGGAAACCGAUUACGGCUGACUUUCCGGGCCCCCGCCUCCUCUCAGGACAGGACCACUGACCUCCACAAGGGCUUCCUAGCCCUCUACCAAGCUGUGAGAGUGAACCACAGUCUGCCCAUCAGCGCACGGGAGGACAACCCCUCCCAAAUCCAGAACCACUGCCGGGAGCCCUAUUAUCAGGCAGUGCCAGCAGGAACACUUACCUGCACACCCCAGUUCCCCUGGAAGAAGACACAAGAUAGAGAGGAGCUUCCUCACUGUGUACCUGUCUGUGGCCGGCCCGUCACCCCCAUCGCCAAGAACCAGGAGGCCCUGGGUUCCUCCAAAGCCAAGCCAGGCAACUUCCCCUGGCAAGCUUUCACCAACAUCUACGGCCGCGGGGGCGGGGCCCUACUGGGCGACAGGUGGAUCCUCACUGCGGCCCACACCAUCUAUCCCAAGGACGGCGUCUUCGUCGGGAGGAACCGGAGCGUGGACGUGUUCCUGGGCCACACGAGCAUCGACGAGAUGCUGCGGCUGGGGAGCCACCCCGUGCGCCGCGUGGUGGUGCACCCGGACUACCAGCCGCAGGAGUCCCACAACUUUGACGGCGACAUUGCGCUCCUGGAGCUGCAACGGAGCGUGCCGCUGGGCCCCGGCCUGCUCCCGGUCUGCCUGCCAGAGCGCGAGGCCCUCUACCGCAGUGGCGUGUGGGGCUUGGUCAGCGGGUUCGGUGUGGACAGGGGCUGGUUAACCACCGAGCUGAAAUACACAAGCCUGCCCGUGGCCCCACGGGCCGCCUGCAGGGCCUGGCUCCGAGAGAGGCAGAGGUCUGAGCUGUUUUCAGCCAACAUGUUCUGUGCAGGGGACGAGACGAGGCAGCAGAGUGUCUGCCAGGGGGACAGCGGUGGCGUCUUUGUGGUGUGGGAUGAGCGUGCCCAUCGCUGGGUGGCCACGGGCAUCGUCUCCUGGGGCGUGGGCUGUGGCAAGGGCUAUGGCUUCUACACCAAAGUGCUCAACUACCUGGACUGGAUCAAGGCAGUGAUGGACGGGAAGGACUGAGCCAGGGGCGCUUGAGCAGGGACACUCAGCUGGGGACUGGGAGGA